Dromaius novaehollandiae (emu) is the source of this 5899-nucleotide messenger RNA. RefSeq names its product ELOVL fatty acid elongase 4 (gene ELOVL4). Gene Ontology annotation, biological process: sphingolipid biosynthetic process; fatty acid elongation, polyunsaturated fatty acid; fatty acid elongation, saturated fatty acid. NCBI's taxonomy places the organism in Eukaryota, Metazoa, Chordata, Aves, Casuariiformes, Dromaiidae. The transcript is spliced from 6 exons. Gene Ontology annotation, cellular component: endoplasmic reticulum membrane; endoplasmic reticulum. Gene Ontology annotation, molecular function: fatty acid elongase activity. The record is from RefSeq and is a predicted model, not a curated record. Bases 338 to 1279 code for a protein of 313 amino acids.
GGGGCCGCCGCCGGCCGGCCGCGGUCACGUGACGCGAGCCGCGCCGCUCCGCGCCGGGCGCUGCGGACGGCGCUGAGGUGCCGUGGCCGCCGCGCCGCGCCGCGCCGCCUCCCCGUCCUCCUCCCGCCCUCCCUCCUUGCCUGCGGGGCACGGGAGCCGGUGACGGGAGCGAGGCGGAGUCUAGAGGGAAGAUACCGAGAGAUAGCGAUUUAAAUCACAUCCCCGGCUCCGGGAGGGCAGCAGCAGCAGCAGCAGCCCCGGCGCAGAGGUAACGGACGCGCGCACCGAGAUACGUCUGCCGGCUCCGCCGCCGCCGCCGCUGCUGCUGCUGCUCACGAUGGGCGCCGCCGCCGAGCCGCUCCGGGCCGCGGGCCUCGUGUCCAGCGUGGUGAAUGACACCCUCGAGUUUUACCGCUGGACCUGGAGCAUCCGAGACAAACGUGUUGAUGACUGGCCCUUGAUGCAGUCUCCGUUUCCAACAUUGACUAUAAGCACUAUUUAUCUUCUCACUGUCUGGCUGGGCCCCAAAUGGAUGAAGACAAGAGAGCCCUUCCAGUUACGUUUCCUGUUGGUUGUUUACAACUUUGGAAUGGUUCUACUCAAUUUCUUCAUUUUCAAAGAGCUGUUUUUAUCAUCAAGAGCUCGAGGGUACAGCUAUGUCUGCCAGUCUGUGGAUUAUUCAGAUAAUGUUUAUGAAGUUAGGAUAGCUGCUGCUUUAUGGUGGUAUUAUGUCUCCAAAGGAAUUGAAUACUUGGAUACAGUAUUUUUCAUCCUGAGGAAGAAAUUUAACCAAAUUAGUUUUCUUCAUGUCUAUCACCAUUUCACCAUGUUCACCCUGUGGUGGAUUGGUAUUAAGUGGGUUGCAGGUGGACAAGCUUUUUUUGGAGCUCAGAUGAAUGCAUUUAUUCACGUCAUUAUGUACAUGUAUUAUGGAUUAGCUGCCUGUGGCCCUAAAUUUCAGAAAUAUCUGUGGUGGAAACGAUACUUGACCAUAUUACAACUGGUGCAGUUCCAUGUGACCAUUGGCCACACAGCCUUGUCUAUUUAUAUUGAUUGUCCUUUCCCUAAAUGGAUGCACUGGGGUGUAAUUUUCUAUGCUGUCACCUUCAUUUUCCUGUUUGGUAACUUCUACUAUCGGACAUACAAGCUGCCCAAGGAACCUGUAAAGAAUGGCAAAAUAGCAAAUGGUGCUGUUGCAAAUGGAGUAAGCAAACCAGAAAAUAUUCCAGUGGUGGAAAAUGGAAAAAAGCAGAAAAAGGGAAAAGCAAAAGGAGAGUAACUUGAUUCAGGCCUUAACCAUUGCUGGCAGUGAGGAACCUCCAGUUUCGUUUAUAAAAGGAAAAAAACCUGAUAUCUAUCUGUACCAAUUAACCUUAGGUCACUGAAGAGCUAGAACACAGAUAUUUUCAUUAUUUAUGAAGAUUGUUUUAACAACACUUAAAGUUGAAUUUCUAUUGUAAUGAUGUAAUUAUCAUGCAUAUGGUCUCUGUGUAAAUUUGUAGACUGCUGGUGUUGGUGAAUGUAAGGAAGAAUUGCAGUAAAUUCCAUGUUUAGCAGUCCAAAAGUUCAUACUACCAUUGAUACAACCAGUUUUGUGGACACUCAUGUUUCUUGGGGGGAGGGAAUGGAAGGAAGUAGUGUUUGAAUACCUGUGUUUUUUUCCAAAAAAUUUAUUAAAUUUUAAAUGAUGACGUAUUAUCUAAUCAGAAUGCACAACUUUUCUUGUUCUCCUUGGGGAGUAUCUUCACACACAAUUACGUUUAUGUGCUGUCAGAGCAGUGUUUGACUUUUCAGACAUUACUUGAUUUAAUUUAAUGUCUGUUACAGUUUUUGUUGUUAUGUGGAAAUAUACCUACCUCUUCAUCUGCUGAAAAGAAUAUUGAGCAUUAAAUAACUGAUUUCUGAAAUAUGGAGUCUUCUAAUAUAAAUGUCUGUUAACACUAAUUCAGGAGAAAAUUUGAUUUGCUUUGUGAGUACAGGGGACUUUUCUUGUUUUUGUUCAGGUGUGUUUUGGUAAAAUCAUCAAUGUUCUUUUUCAAUAUAAACUUAAAUUUUGGAGUACUAUUUUUAAUAUGGCUAAGUGAAGAAGACAUUUUAAGAAUGUGUGAAUAUGAAACAACGUCUGAAGCAAGCAAUUAAAGUAGGCCCAUUACAUGUUGUUCAUGACCUGCGUUAAAACUGUGGUGCUGACUGAUAGUGAAAAUGGUAAGAUAAUAUUGUGUUGGAGAGAGAACGAUAAUAUGUAAUUCCAUUUAGAAAUGCUGUGUGCAUGGGAUAGUCAUGCUAACUACAGGACAGACACUUUUUAUUGGGGGAGAGAAUUCAGGUAUAAAGUACUAAAUACAGCAGAUAUAAAAUGCUGAAAAUACUGCUGCUACUUGAUAUACCCAUCAAUACUCUAUGCAUUAGACAAUUACAGGCAAAAAUAUUGCUAGUAGUCAGGCUACCACUUUAAUGUGAAUGCCACAGAGAGACUUCUGAAACUCUAUUCCCAAAGUAUUAACCUAAUUGACGAAGUGAUUCUGCUGAUCCUUUUUUAAUCAUAACUGCUACAAUAAGCAGAAGCCUCUUUUACACUGCUUUUCAUCUCACUUGAUACGUUAAUGGACUUACUACCCUUUUUGUGAAGAAAAUAUGAAUGUUAUUUCCCUUCCAUAUAAUGUGAUUACUAUGAGAGAGAGAGAAGCUUUGAAUUGCCCAGUAUGCCAUGAGUAUGAGACAGUUGGAAUUAGAAACCAUAUCUUGAACUCUCAGGUUCCUUUUUCAACACUGCAAGAGCUGAUCUGUUGCUGUCUAAAUGCAUUCUUAACGGCUUUGGUCAAAAACAUAUUCAUUGUUAGUGUCAGAUUUGCAUCAGGCAAGUGACACAUUACAGGAGAAAGAAAUGGAGCUGUAGGUGUAAAGUGUCUGGCACAAUUACUAGUUUUUGCACCUCAGUUACCCAUUUGCCUGUUAUUUAUAACAUGCAAACAAGUCACAAUCUUUGUCCUAGGUUUGUCUCUUGUCAUGAUACUGAAAACUCUAUCUAAACUCAAAAUAUAGGUCUUAGGUGGAAAAGCUUUGGAUAUAGUUUGUACUCAGAAAUAAUCACUAAUGCUGGAUUGAUUAGCCUGGAAGGUAGGUCAUCAGUAAUAAACCCUAGUGUAGAUUUUAUGGCAGAAUACAGGAUUGUGAGGGACUGUCUUUGCUGAAUGGUAAUGCAUGUGACCAUUAACUUUCCUGUUUGUCUUGUGAUUCUUCUAGUCUUGGUUCUGAUGCUUUUUGCAUUUGUAUAACUAUGUAUUUAUGUAAAGUGGCAUGGGGAAGAUGGAAAGUGGUCUACUUCCUUCUUGGACAAAUGCCAUUAUCUUUAAGCCAAUAUGUUAGCUGGCUGGACAACUCCAGAAUGGAGCAAAUUACUACAAAGCAAGCUGAACAGCAGAUUUACAGCACACCUGCUACUCUGAGGUAAUAGCUGGUGUGAAUACUCUUACCCUACUGUAAAUUCAAGGUAGCUUACCCCAUGUUGAUUAAAGGGUAGCUUCUUUCUAUUUGCCAUGGGAUGUGGGCAGCUAACUCACUGUAAAUCUGCACCCUUCAUUGUUUUGUGUUAAAUUGAUUGUGUGCUCUGUCUUUCUUGAAGCUAGAUCAGAUAAACUGGUAGUCUUAACAUGAUCUAGCUCUGCAAGAACACCCUGAGGAAUAUUUCAGUUCAGGUUCAGUUAUCUUUGCUACACUUUGUAAAAUAAGAUUUGUAUCUUGCAUGCGGACAAAUAUUUAAAACAAUUGAAAGUCAAAUCUCCCCUCAGCAUGCAUGGAAACUGCUUAAAGUUGAUAACAACUUGAACCUCAUUGAUAGAACUGGGGUAGAAAGAAUCCUACCCUCAAACUCUGGGUCAUUUGGUACCUUUUAGUAAAAAUAAUAAUAAAAUGACGCUUUGUAAGAAUGCAUGUAUGGAUACUAGUUAUGUUGACUGGACCUGUGGAUAAAAUCAAUUCAAGAUAUUAGCACGCAUUUUCAUGGAGAAAACAAUCACUUAUUAAAUUCCUGGAAUGCUGCUUUUUGAGACCAUCUUCUGUUAUAUGGCUUUCCUGGAUCUGUUUCUGAUUUAUUUGAUUGCUCAUGUGACUUGAGUCCUGUUUUGAGCUUGAGUAUGAUGGCCUUAUUAAAUGUGCAUUUUUGCAGGUGUGGUCAUGAGCGGAAUACUUCUGCUUCAGACUUUGUGCAGCCAGACUCUCAAUAUACAGGGUUGAAAAUGUACAGCUGCUUCUUUUCCAAAAUUUGAGGCAGUGAUACACAUGUGAGAUACUGCCAGAUUCAUUAAAGUCAUCACCAAGGUACCUCAGAAUUUGGCUACAAAAGUAAUGGAGUGUAUGUUUAGAUGUGCUUGCUAUACACAGAAUUGAAAUUUAAAUUAUAGAAGCUACUUUGCAUGGUAAAUAUUUCCUGCUACAUGCUUCCAGUUUAUUUAGAAGUGAAAUUCAGGCCCUUUGGAAUUUUUUAUUUUUGUCAUUGAAAGAUACUUAUUUGUGAAUAAUUUUGAAACUCUUUGGUCAAAGAGUCAUAUAACUAUCUGAUGCCAUAUAAGUGACACCAUCUCAUUUAUCCUCAUCUCUAGCAUUGUAUGUUAGUUGUUGCUGAGUUCUUUUAGCGAUUUGCUCAGUGUAAAAGUUAUCCAUCUAUAUAUAUAUACACACAUAUAUAUGGGUUCUUAACGGGUUCUUCCAGUGUGUGAAGUAAAUGAUAUUUCUUAAAUAUGAAGUUGGCAGGAGCUAAUACCAUAGUUCCUACAGCUUGAGCAGUAAAAUGAAGUUUUCACUGAUCCGUAGACCCAAUAUCAGUCUUGCAGACAUACACAGUAUUUGUCAGUCAUUUUAGACAUAGGGUGAUGGAAGCUUUUUCCGUCAGAGCCAUCUCUCCUAGUGUAAUAAAUAUUUUGAGGCUUCUGUUGUAGAUUUGCAGGAGAGAGGAAAGGGGAAGUCUCACUCAGAGGAGUGGAGGAAUGAUGCUAUCUUAUAGUAGGGGUCAUUUCUAGAAACAAUAGGAGUAAUUUGCUCCAGGUAAGUCUUCAAGGUCAUUGCAAUCAAGUUCUCUGUUUAAGAGAAUGCUUCUUUAUUAAAGAAAACAAAAACAGAAAAAAAAAAUGUUUCUGUGUAGGUUCAAAAGCAUGGCCUAUUUGAUUAUAUGACCAUUGCUUGUAUUGGCCGUGAAGGCAGACAUAACCUUUGCAUUCUGGUUAGUCUGGUCCAUUAACUACUUCCAUCUCAAGAUCAGGAGGAAAAGAUGAAGGUAAAAAAAAUGCUGUGCAUUUUUUCAAGUUAAGCUCAGACUGCAUUUGUUCAGUGUAAGCAUUUGUCCUCCAGGUGCAGAGGAGGCAGGUAGGAAAGGAGUAGAUGACUACUGUGCUGAAAGGUCUCAUUCCUAAAACAGCAUCUGAGCACACUUGUUAUCUUUUAAAGUUUUGAAUAAAAUAAGAUUGCUCCUGGAGCAUAAACAUAAACCUGGCAUUAAGUUAGUGUGGUUUCGGGGUCAUAAUGCUUAAAUAAAUAUUUAAAAUUUUAUCUGUUUCAGUUAGAACUGAAGAGAGUGGGGAACUUAUUAGGUAUCUGGACAGUGUAUCCAUCUUAGUGGGAAGCACAUACUAUGAUAAUUUGUCAUUGAGAGAAGAGCAAGAUGCCUUUGCAACAUCUAAUUGUGUUGCAGUCUGAGUUGGCCUCUUUAACUUACACAGAGCUCCAUGGAAAUCAGUGGGUUCAUUCCCAUUUACAUCAGCAGUGUGUGUUUAAUCAAGAAGAAUAGAAAAAUGCUUGCUUUCUGCCAAUAUCCCAUGAUGAUAGGGGAAAUGUAUGGUUCAGGAUGCUGCUUUUGCAUAAGGUGUUCAUGCAUUUGUGAACAAUAAAAUAAAUACUACUUUUUUCA